AUGAAGAUGAAAAUAGUUCCCAGACAGAAUGGCACUGAGGCAACAGAGUUCAUUCUGCUGGGACUGACCAGCAGGCCUGAGCUGCAGCCCAUCCUUUUUGUGGUGUUUCUGCUGAUUUAUCUCAUCACCCUGACUGGGAACUUGGGGAUGAUUACUCUAAUCAGAGUCACUCCCCGGCUGCAAACCCCCAUGUAUUUUUUCCUCACCCAUUUAGCAUGUGUGGACAUAUUCUAUUCCACCAAUGUUUCUCCUCAAAUGCUUGUCAACUUCUUAUCUAAGAAGAAGACCAUUUCCUACACUGGGUGUCUGGCCCAGUGUUUUGUUUUCGUGACUCUACUCCUUACUGAGUAUUACAUGCUUGGCGCCAUGGCCUAUGACAGGUACAUGGCCAUUUGCAAUCCCCUACAUUAUUCCAGCAAAAUGUCCAAGCCGGUUUGCAUCUGUCUGGUCACUGUCCCCUACCUGUGGGGAUCUACAGUGGCCACAAUGCAGGUAAUAUUGACGUCUCGUUUGUCGUUUUGUGGACCCAGCACCAUCAACCAUUUCUACUGCGCUGAUCCACCCCUGUUAAUGCUGACAUAUUCUGACACAUACAUAAAGCAAACUGCACUGUUUGUGUCAGCAGGAAUUAACCUCACAGGUUCACUGCUCAUCAUCCUCAUCUCCUACGUGUUGAUUUUCAUCACCAUUCUGAGGAUCCGUUCCAGUGAAGGACAGCGCAAAGCCUUCUCCACCUGUGGUUCCCACCUGACAGCUGUCACUAUGUUCUAUGGGUCCCUGUUCUGUAUGUAUCUGAGACCAGCAAAUGAGCGAUCUGUCGAGCAAGGGAAAAUCGUGGCAGUGUUUUGUAUUUUUGUGAGUCCCAUGCUGAAUCCAUUUAUCUACAGCCUGAGGAACAAGGAUGUGAAACAGGCUAUGAGAAGAGUGUUUUCGGGAAGGUUUGGUAGAAUGAAAAGUUCAAUAUUUACAGUUUCCCAAUAA
This is a messenger RNA of Oryctolagus cuniculus (rabbit), 981 nucleotides long. Its product is annotated as olfactory receptor 5M5-like. The record is from RefSeq and is a predicted model, not a curated record. Gene Ontology annotation, biological process: G protein-coupled receptor signaling pathway. Lineage: Eukaryota; Metazoa; Chordata; Mammalia; Lagomorpha; Leporidae. Gene Ontology annotation, molecular function: G protein-coupled receptor activity; olfactory receptor activity. Gene Ontology annotation, cellular component: membrane.